This is a messenger RNA of Orycteropus afer afer, 945 nucleotides long. NCBI's taxonomy places the organism in Eukaryota, Metazoa, Chordata, Mammalia, Tubulidentata, Orycteropodidae. The record is from RefSeq and is a predicted model, not a curated record.
AUGUUCCAGCUUCUAAUUCCACUGCUCAUGGCACUCAAGGGACAUGCCCAAGAAGAUCCAGCAAAAGUUCAAUGUGGUUACAGACCUGCCUUUUCAAACUCAUCAAGGUUACCAUUUCAUGAACUAUUUGAAGUCCAGAAAGGCGAGUUUCCAUGGCAAGUGAGUAUCCAGAUCUCUCGGAAACACCUCUGUGGAGGCUCAGUUAUACACCAGUGGUGGGUUCUGACAGCUGCACAUUGCUUCCAAAGAACCCUAUUAGAAAUGGAAGUGAAGAAUUUGACUGUGGUCAUGGGAGCAAGAAAAUCAAGUGAUGCGAGCUUGGAAAGAAUGAGAGUGCAGAAGAUAAUUAUUCACAAAGACUAUAAACCUCCCCACCUUGACAGUGACCUCUCCCUGCUCCUGCUUGCCACACCAAUACAAUUCACUAACUUCAAAAUGCCUAUCUGCCUACAAGUGAAGGAGUGGGCCUGGGACCGAUGUUGGAUGUUAGAGUGGGUAACUGCUCAUGAGUAUGACAGAUCUGAUAUGUACCUGCAAAAGAUGAGAGUGGUGCAGAUUAACUGGAAAGAAUGCAGCAGGAGGGUGGACCAGCUCUCCAGAAACAUGCUUUGUGCCUGGAAGGAACCAGGCACCAAAGGCAGAUGCCAGGGAGACAGUGGGGCACCUAUGGUCUGUACUAACCGUGGAACCAGGAGACUCUUCCAAGUGGGUGUCUUCAGUUGGGGCAUAAGAUCUGGCUCCAAGGGAAGACCUGGUAUGUUUGUGUCUGUGGCUCGGUUUAUUCCGUGGAUCAAGGAGGAAAUGGAAAAGGAGGGGAAAGCCUAUGUCAUCUCAGGAGCUCUGAGAAGAUCCUUGACUCAUACUCCACAAUACCCCUUAUUUCUAGGUUUGGGGUCUCAAAUUCUGCUCACAGUCAUGUUUACUGGUGAUAAAUCAAAUCACUAA